Messenger RNA from Periophthalmus magnuspinnatus, 1054 nucleotides. It is a transcript of the gene rnf113a, whose product is annotated as ring finger protein 113A. Gene Ontology annotation, biological process: snoRNA splicing. The record is from RefSeq and is a predicted model, not a curated record. The transcript is spliced from 10 exons. Lineage: Eukaryota; Metazoa; Chordata; Actinopteri; Gobiiformes; Gobiidae. Bases 16 to 987 code for a protein of 323 amino acids. Gene Ontology annotation, molecular function: metal ion binding. Gene Ontology annotation, cellular component: U2-type spliceosomal complex.
UAUACUAAAACAAAGAUGGCGGAUUCGGAGGAGCCUAAAGCAGGAUCAUGCACUUUUCUGUUCAAAAAAUCCACCAAGAAGUUCUCCGGCCGAAAGAGAAAAGCGAGCGACAGUGAAAAAGAAGAUGGUAGUAGCGAUGAAGAGGAGAGUGCAGUGGUCAGAAGAGACCGAAAGGAGGGCAAGGCCAACCCCAUGAUUCAAAAGACUAAAAAAAUUGAGAAGAAAACUGCUGUGUCCAGUGACAGUGAUGAGGAGAAAGAGGGGAAAGUCACAGUUGCCUAUAAAUCCACCCGAUCAGCAAAACCAGAAGGACCAGAGGACAUGGGAGCUACAGCCACAUAUCAACUGGACACAGAGAGAGAUAAUGAUGCACAAGCCAUUUUUGAGAGGAGCCAGAAAAUUCAAGAGGAGAUAUCUGGCAAAGAAGAUGAUAAAAUUUACCGUGGAAUAAACAAUUAUCAAAAAUUCAUUAAACCAAAGGACACAACCAUGGGCAAUGCAUCCUCUGGAAUGGUCAGAAAAGGGCCAAUUCGUGCUCCUGAACAUCUAAGGGCGACAGUUAGGUGGGACUACCAGCCAGACAUCUGCAAAGACUACAAAGAGACUGGCUUCUGUGGUUUUGGAGACAGCUGUAAAUUCCUUCACGACCGGUCGGACUACAAACAUGGAUGGCAAAUUGAGAGGGAAUUGGAGGAGGGCAGAUACGGAGCUAAUGAGGAGGAAAAUUAUGAGGUGAGCAGUGAUGAAGAAGAUAUGCCAUUUAAAUGCUUCAUCUGUAGAGAGUCUUUCAAGAAACCCAUCGUCACAAAAUGCAAGCACUAUUUUUGUGAAGCUUGUGCUCUUCAACAUUACCGCAAGUCUAAACGCUGCUACGUGUGUAAUACUCAGACCAAUGGAGUCUUCAACCCGGCAAAAGAGUUGAUGGCCAAGAUGGAAAAACACAAUGCAGCUUUAGCCGACCAACCUCCAUCAGAAGAGGAAGAUUAAACACGCCCCCUGCUCUUUGUUUCUGUGUCUGUGUAAACUUUGAAUAAACAUUUUUUUAGAUAGUGAA